Orycteropus afer afer is the source of this 5907-nucleotide messenger RNA. The record is from RefSeq and is a predicted model, not a curated record. NCBI's taxonomy places the organism in Eukaryota, Metazoa, Chordata, Mammalia, Tubulidentata, Orycteropodidae.
AUGGGAUCUAGUACUCAAAUGGUGGGAUUUUGGAUGAGUGCAUGGUUCAUCCAUUGUGAUGGGAGGGAAACAGGAGACAAUGGACACAGCUGCAGGCAGGUAUCGAAAAAUAAAGAUGGAAAAGAACAAAGUGAAACUGUAUCACCAUCCGAAGAUGAAACAUUCUCCUGGCCAGGUCCCAAAACAGUUAUGUUGAAAAGAACAUCUCAAGGCUUUGGUUUUACAUUAAGGCAUUUUAUUGUUUAUCCCCCAGAGUCUGCAAUUCAAUUUUCAUAUAAGGAUGAAGAGAAUGGAAACAGAGGAGGAAAACAAAGAAACCACUUGGAACCCAUGGAUACCAUAUUUGUUAAACAAGUUAAAGAAGGAGGACCUGCUUUUGAAGCUGGAUUAUGCACAGGUGACCGAAUUAUAAAAGUCAAUGGAGAAAGUGUCAUUGGAAAGACUUAUUCUCAAGUAAUUGCUUUAAUUCAGAACAGUGAUACUACAUUGGAACUUAGUGUUAUGCCUAAAGAUGAAGACAUUCUCCAAGUGCUACAGUUUACAAAGGAUGUCACAGCACUGGCAUAUUCUCAAGAUGCCUACCUGAAAGGCAACGUAGCCUACAGUGGCAAUGCCCGCAAUAUUCCUGAACCUCCACCAAUUUGCUAUCCCUGGAUGACAUCUGCCCCUUCAGCUAUGGCACAGCAAGUUGAAGUAUCUCCUCCAGACUCUUCAUUGAGCAAACAGCAAACCAGUACACCAGUACUGACACAACCUGGCAGGGCCUAUAGAAUGGAAAUACAAGUGCCUCCGUCACCAACAGAUAUUGCAAAGUCAAACACAGCAGUGUGUGUUUGCAAUGAAAGUGUAAGGACUGUCAUUGUACCUUCUGAGAAGGUUGUAGAUUUAUUAUCCAAUAGAAAUAACCACACAGGUCCUUCACAUAGAACUGAAGAAGUGAGGUAUGGCAUAAAUGAACAGACCUCUUUAAAACCAGUGUCAAGAACAACAUCACCAUCAUCAAUUUCCACUGCUCAUCUGAUUCAUCAGACUACAGGCUCCAGGUCAUUGGAGCCUUCUGGAAUUUUACUUAAAUCUGGAAAUUAUGGUGGACAUGCAGAAGGAAUCUCAAGCAGUAGAUCACAAGUUGCAGAUUCUCCUUCUGUACCUGUUAAUCACUAUUCUCCAAAUUCCCAUCAGCACAUAGACUGGAAAAACUAUAAAACUUACAAAGAGUAUAUUGAUAACAGACGAUUGCACAUAGGUUGUCGGACAAUUCAAGAAAGAUUAGACAGUUUAAGAGCAGCAUCCCAGAGCACGGAUUACAACCAGGUGGUACCUAAUCACACUACUUUGCAGGUACGACGUAGAAGCACGUCUCAUGAUCGAGGGCCCCAGUCUGUACAGAUCCGGCAACGCAGUGUAUCCCAGGAAAGACUGGAGGAUUCUGUGCUAAUGAAAUAUUGUCCAAGAAGUGCAUCUCAAGGAGCACUCACCUCUCCACCUGUUGGUUUUAGUAAUCAUAGAACUCGUUCGUGGGAUUACAUUGGGGGACAGGGUGAAACUGUAGAAAAUGUCACUUCUGAAAAUCAAAUCCCUAAUUCGAAUGGAGAGCGAAAACAGACUUAUAAAUGGAGUGGAUUUACCGAACAAGAUGAUAGACGGGGUAUUUAUGAAAGACCUAGACAGCAAGAAAUUCAUAAAUCUUUUCGAGGUUCAAAUUUUACUGUGGCUCCCAGUAGUGUUAAUUCUGAUAAUAGGAGAAUAAGUAGCAGAGGAAUGGGAUCUCUGUCUCAGUUUAAAAAAAUUCCGCCGGACCUAAAAUCACCACAGUCAAACAGAAAUUUGCAAACUACUUGUGGAAUAUCGGUGCCUCGAUGUAUUUCACAAGACAAGUCACCUCUUAUGAAAAUUCGAAGCAAUUCUCUGAAAGCGCCUUCUACAUAUGUUGCAAAACCAUCAUUUAACCAGAACUCAUUUGUUUCCAUGAAAGACCAAAGACCAGUAAAUCACUUGCAUCAAAACAGUCUGUUAAAUCAGCAGACAUGGUUAAGAACUGAAAGUGCCCCAGAUCACCAAAUGGAGACUACAAAAUCUCCCUCUUUAUCUGGAGCUUCUGCUAAGCUUGUCCCUCAGACGAGUGAGAACUCUGGCACUUCAGAUUUUGAAUUAUCUGUCAGCCAGAGGAAUCAAUAUUUAAAUUUGCAAGAUGCCGAAAUUCAGCAAUCAAGUAUUUUAGAUAAUAAAGAAACUGUUGUCCUAAGGGAAAAACCUCCAUCUGGUCGCCAAACACCACAGCCUUUAAGGCAUCAGUCGUACAUCUUGGCAGUCAAUGACCAAGAGACCGGGUCAGACACUACCUGCUGGUUGCCCAAUGAUGCACGCCGAGAGGUCCAUAUAAAAAGAAUGGAGGAAAGGAAGACCUCAAGUACCAGUCCCCCUGGUGAUUCCUUGGCAUCCAUCCCAUUUAUAGAUGAACCAACUAGUCCUAGCAUUGAUCAUGAUAUUGCACAUAUCCCUGCUUCUGCUGUCAUCUCAGCCUCUACCUCUCAAGUACCUUCUAUAGCAACAGUUCCUCCCAGCCUCACAACUUCAGCUCCUUUAAUUCGACGUCAACUCUCACAUGAUCAUGAAUCUGUUGGACCUCCCAGCCUGGAUGGCCAGCCCAGCUCAAAAACAGAAAGAUCAAAAUCAUAUGAUGAGGGAUUAGAUGAUUACAGAGAAGAUGCAAAAUUGUCCUUUAAGCAUGUAUCUAGCCUGAAGGGAAUGAAGAUCACAGACAGCCAAAAGUCAUCAGAAGACUCUGGAUCCAGAAAAGACUCCUCUUCAGAAGUUUUCAGUGAUGCUGUCAAGGAAGGGUGGCUCCAUUUUCGACCACUUGCCACCGAUAAGGGCAAGCGAGUUGGUGGAAGUAUUCGGCCAUGGAAACAGAUGUAUGUUGUACUUCGGGGUCAUUCACUUUACUUGUACAAAGACAAAAGAGAACAAACAACUCCAUCUGAGGAAGAACAACCCAUCAGUGUUAAUGCUUGCUUAAUAGACAUCUCUUACAGUGAGACCAAGAGGAAAAAUGUGUUUCGACUUACAACAUCGGAUUGUGAAUGCCUCUUUCAGGCUGAAGACCGAGAUGAUAUGUUAGCAUGGAUCAAGACUAUCCAGGAGAGUAGCAACCUAAAUGAAGAGGACACUGGAGUUACUAACAGGGAUCUCAUUAGUCGGAGAAUAAAAGAAUAUAACAGUCUGAUGAGCAAAGCAGAACAGUUGCCAAAAACGCCUCGCCAGAGUCUCAGCAUCAGGCAAACUCUGCUUGGUGCGAAAUCAGAGCCAAAGACUCAAAGCCCACACUCUCCAAAGGAAGAGUCAGAAAGGAAACUCCUCAGUAAAGAUGAUACCAGUCCCCCAAAAGACAAAGGAACGUGGAGAAAAGGCAUUCCAAAUAUUGUGAGGAGGACAUUUGAAAAAAAGCCUACUGCUACAGGAACGUUUGGUGUCAGACUGGAUGACUGCCCCCCAGCACAUACUAAUCGGUAUAUUCCAUUAAUAGUUGACAUAUGUUGCAAAUUAGUUGAAGAAAGAGGUCUUGAAUAUACAGGUAUUUAUAGAGUCCCUGGAAAUAAUGCAGCCAUCUCAAGUAUGCAAGAAGAACUCAACAAGGGAAUGGCUGAUAUCGACAUACAAGAUGAUAAAUGGCGUGAUUUGAAUGUGAUAAGCAGUUUACUAAAAUCAUUCUUCAGAAAACUCCCUGAACCUCUCUUUACGAAUGAUAAAUAUGCUGACUUCAUUGAAGCUAAUCGUAAAGAAGAUCCUUUAGACCGUCUGAAAACAUUAAAAAGACUAAUUCAUGAUUUACCUGAACAUCAUUUUGAAACACUUAAAUUUCUGUCGGCUCAUCUGAAGACAGUGGCAGAAAAUUCAGAAAAAAAUAAGAUGGAACCAAGAAAUCUAGCAAUCGUAUUUGGUCCAACUCUUGUGAGGACAUCAGAAGACAAUAUGACACACAUGGUUACUCAUAUGCCUGACCAGUAUAAAAUUGUAGAAACACUUAUCCAACACCAUGACUGGUUUUUCACAGAAGAAGGUGCCGAAGAACCUCUUACAACAGUGCAGGAGGAAAGCACAGUAGACUCCCAGCCAGUGCCAAACAUAGAUCAUUUACUCACCAACAUUGGAAGGACAGGCGUCUCCCCGGGAGAUGUAUCAGAUUCAGCUACUAGUGACUCAACAAAAUCUAAGGGUUCUUGGGGAUCUGGAAAGGAUCAGUAUAGCAGAGAACUGCUUGUAUCCUCCAUCUUUGCAGCCGCUAGUCGCAAGAGGAAAAAACCCAAAGAAAAAGCGCAACCUAGCAGCUCAGAAGAUGAAUUGGACAAUGUAUUCUUUAAGAAAGAAAAUGCAGAACAAUGUCACAAUGACAUUAAAGAAGAGUCCAAAAAAGAGAGUGAGACAUUGGGCAGAAAACAAAGGAUCAUCAUUUCAAAAGAAAACAAUGCUAAAAAAGACACUGGUGCAACAAAAGACGAAAAGAUAGCACUACGAAGAGACAGUAUACCAUCUGAAGAACCCUCACCACCACAAAAUUCAAAACACAGCAAGUCACCAACUCUUAGCUGCCAUUUCACCGUACUGAAAGAGAGCCCCAAAUCACUUUUGACGCAAAAGUCCUCCCACUUUGAAGAAAUGGGGUCUGACUCUGGCACUUUGCUCAGUACUUCUUCCCAGGCUUCUCUGGCAAGGUUCGCCACCAAGAAAUCAGCCAGUCCAGAAACUAAACACAAUGAAUUUUUGGCCAAUGUCAGCACCAUCACCUCAGACUACUCAACAACUUCAUCUGCCACAUACUUGACCAGCCUUGACUCCAGUCGGCUAAGCCCAGAGGUGCAAUCAGUUGCAGAAAGUAAGGGAGAUGAAGCUGAUGACGAGAGAAGUGAACUGAUCAGUGAAGGGCGGCCUGUGGAGACAGACAGUGAGAAUGAUUUCCCUGUUUUUCCCACAGCUUUGACAUCAGAGAGGCUUUUCCGAGGGAAAGUACAAGAAGUUCCUAAGACAAGCCGGAGAAAUUCUGAAGGAAGUGAAGUAAGUUGUACUGAGGGAAGUUUAACACCAAGUUUAGACAGCCGAAGACAACUCUUCAGUUCACAUAAACUUAUUGAAUGUGAUACACUUUCUAGAAAAAAGUCCUCUAGAUUCAAGUCAGACAGUGGAAGUCUAGGAGACGCCAAGAAUGAGAAAGAAACACCUUCAAUAACAAAAGUGUUUGAUGUUAUGAAAAAAGGAAAAUCAACUGGGAGUUUGCUAACACCAACCAGAAGUGAGUCAGAAAAGCAGGAACACACUUGGAAAACAAAAAUAGCAGAUCGAUUAAAACUGCGACCCAAAGCACCUGCAGAUGAUAUGUUUGGAGUAGGAAAUCAAAAAACAAGCAGUGAAACUGCCAAAAGGAAAAACAUCAAACGUAGACACACACUAGGAGGACAUAGAGAUGCUACCGAAAUAAGUGUUUUGAAUUUUUGGAAAGUGCAUGAGCAGAGUGGGGAGAAAGAACCUGAACUUUCAGCUGUGAAUCGGUUAAAGCCAAAAUGCUCAGCCCAGGACCUCUCGAUCUCAGACUGGCUUGCAAGGGAACGCUUACGCCCCAGUACAUCUGACCUCAGCAGAGGAGAAACCGGAGAGCCCCAACUCGAGAAUGUGAGCAUAUUAGAAGUACCUGUGACAGAUACACCAUUGUCUCGUCAGUCCAAUGAUGACAGUUCUUCCAGUACCUUGGCUUCAACUGACAGGCCCCUUCUUUCCAUACCACCACAGUCACCUGACCAAAUAAAUGGAGAAAGCUACCAGAACAUGAGCCAAAAUGCCAGUUCUGCAGCUAAUGCCCAGCCUCAUAAACUGUCUGAAACCCCAGGCAAUAAAGCACAGUUUCAUCCCUGUCUUUAA